AUGGAUGCACCGACUGCCUUGCCGCGGCUUCCAAGGACAAACCGGGCGACAACCACACUGGGCCGCUUUCAAGCCGAGACUGAUGCAGAGAGCUUCGACGUCAACCUAAGGCUCAGCUGUGACGGGCCACGAAAGUGUUUGCAGCUCCUUUUCUCCCGCGAGAAGAAGACAUUGGGCUACAUUCCGACGGAAGUCAGGCCUGGCUCCUUUCUGCUCCGUGGAAUCUGGGUGAAUCUCGACCUCCGCUGCCGAGGGUUGGCCUCGAUCUUCUUGGCGUUGUGGAUUCAGAUGUGCGAGCAGCUCGAGGUGUCGAUGGCAACGGAGAGGAUCCACAAGCCCGUCCUGGCCAUCGUUCUCCAAAAGUUCGGAUUCGAAGCAGCCUCCCAGGGGUUUCCCGUGCAAGUCGCCGAGGGGGGCUCGGAGGACGAGCCAAGGAUUCUUGUCUGGGCGCCCUCUAGGGCACAGCUGAGCUCUUAUUUCAGCCACCGGACGCAGAAGGAGCAGGGCAUCAUCCUCGUCGAUGAGUGUCCAGCAAAGAGCAGGACGGCGAUGGUGAACGCGACUUUCCAGCCGGGAGCAGACCAAGGCAUCAUGAGGGCGGCGGCGGAAGAGGCACUGCGCGGCGGAAGGCUCGUUCUGUCCGAAAGCGACCGUGUAGUCAACUUACUUGCCGCCCUGCGCCACGGAGGCUGGCCCGAGUGGGCUGAACCCACACAGGUCAAGGUGGAUUGCGCAGAGCCGCCCGUGGCA
This is a messenger RNA of Symbiodinium sp. CCMP2592, 750 nucleotides long. The record is from the annotation of a GenBank genome assembly. NCBI's taxonomy places the organism in Eukaryota, Dinophyceae, Suessiales, Symbiodiniaceae.